Messenger RNA from Amphiprion ocellaris (clown anemonefish), 1418 nucleotides. RefSeq names its product B2 bradykinin receptor-like. The record is from RefSeq and is a predicted model, not a curated record. NCBI's taxonomy places the organism in Eukaryota, Metazoa, Chordata, Actinopteri, Pomacentridae. Gene Ontology annotation, cellular component: membrane. The transcript has 4 exons. Gene Ontology annotation, molecular function: bradykinin receptor activity. Gene Ontology annotation, biological process: immune response; G protein-coupled receptor signaling pathway; neutrophil chemotaxis. The coding region runs from base 1 to 1377 and encodes 458 amino acids.
AUGCCGAUGCUGAAGGUGGUGUGUGGUCAGCAGACAGGUGCUGCCAAUUGUAAUCAGCAGGACUGGCAGGCAGGAGCAUUAUCCAAUCUACACUCCUCCCCCUUAAAAGCCAGACGCUGCCACUACUCAUCACCGGAUCGUGAACCUCCACUUCUGGAUCAUCCGGAACCACCUCAUGCUCUCCUCAGUUCCAUCACGGCCACAGCCAGGAUUCCACCGCUGCAGCACCUGUCCGUCCAGGCUGGUCUCCAUCUGCCACACGUCACCUCACCAACCUUACCCCGUCCCACCAUCAUUUCCUACCCAGGGCAGUUAAGUUCCCUGUUUCUCGCUGAGCCUGUUUAUAACAGUUUAUAUGAUAAUGUUUUUUCUGGUUUGCUUCUUUUGACUAUCAACAGCAUCCUUGCAAACUUCAGCCAUGAAGCUGUGGAUGAAAACCAAAACAACACAGAUGAGACCUGGUGCCUUUAUGAUCCAGUCGAUUGGAUCUUCACUGGGAUUCCAGUGUACAUCCUGAUCAUCAGUGUGCUGGGAAUCUUCUUGAAUGUCUUUGUGUUGAUGGUUUUCUGGCUCCACAAAAAGGCCUGUACUGUGGCUGAGAUCUACCUGAGCAACCUGGCUGCUGCCGACCUCUUUCUGAUGUCUCCUUUUCCUGUCCUUGCUGUGAUUGCAGUAACAAAAUAUGACUUGCACCUUAGUGAAACUGUUUGUAAACUGGUCCCCUUCUCUGUCAACAUCAAUGUCUACUGCAGCAUCAUCAUCCUUGCUCUGGUGAGCAUUGACCGAUAUUUGGCACUAGUUCACCCACUGACCAGUGGAAGAAUGCGGAGGCCAUUUUAUGCCAAAGUGGCAUGUGUGCUGGUGUGGGGUGUAUGCUUUCUCUUGAAUGUUCCCACAGCCAUUUACAGGGAAGUUGUACAUGACUCUGAGGGAAAUUUUACCACAUGUGAUUUAAAUUUUCCAAGUCCUUCUAUGUAUCUGGUGUUUCAAGGGAUCCGUGUUUUCAUCUUCAUCAUCCCCACUUUCCUUAUUUCCUUCUGCACCCUCAGAAUUAUUCACGCUCUGAGUGGGACCUUAAAGAAGGAGUUAAAUGCUCAGAAAAAGGAGCAGAAAGCCACCACUCUGGUCCUGGUGGUGCUCUUGGCGUUCCUCAUCUGCUGGAUGCCAACGUAUAUGGUUAGCAUACUAUACCUGCUCAGUGGAGUUAAUAUUCUCAAUAGCUGCCGCUUUUUCAGUAAUCUGCAUCACUUCCGAGUCAUCUUGACCAGUUUAGCCUUAUCCAACAGUGUUCUCAACCCCAUUCUCUAUGUCAUUUUAGGGACAAACUUCCAGACAAAAGUUAAAGAAUUAUUCAUGCAGAUAAGCACAAACCUUUAAGCUGAAGUGCUGCAAACAGAUCUAGGGUGCACAAUUUUAUG